AUGGCGGUGCCCGGCACCUUCCUCACACCCAUCCUCCUCCUCGUCUGUGGCCUGAGCCCCUGCCUUGCUGCUGCCCACAGCCCCCCAGGGGUGGAGUGUGUCCUCUUCAACGAGGAGUACAUGACCUGCACGUGGGGGAGCAGAGAGACGCUCACAGCCAACUACUCUCUCUACUACUGGUAUGAGAACAGGUCUCCUGUGGUGGAGUGCAAGCACUACCUGCAGGAUCAGGGCAUCAGCGUUGGCUGCCACUUCAACCAGAGCGAGAUCAUCCAGUUCCAGUCUUUCCGUGUCCUCGUCAAUGCCAGCCUUGGUGGCAGGACCCUGGAGAUCCCCAGUGAGCGCAUGGAACUGCAGGACCUGGUGAAACCGGAGGCGCCUGUCAACCUGACCAUCCGUAACACAAGCAGCAACCAGCUGGAGCUGACCUGGAACUCCCCGUACCCCAAAGCCCACUGUCUGGAACACGCUGUCAAGUACAAGAGCAACAAGGAUACCAGCUGGACGGAGCACCGGGUGAAAGGAGACAUCUUCUCCUUCCCCAGCGUGGACUACGAGAAGUACUACACCUUCUAUGUGCGCAGCAAGAUCAACAGCUACUGCGGCAACACCCAGCUCUGGAGUGAGUGGAGUGUCCCCGUGGUCUGGGGCAGCAACUCCACCAGCAAGGACGCCGCGGAGGAGCAGCUGCACUGGUUCUGGAUCCACACAGUCUUGAUCCCUGUUGCCUCCUGCCUGCUCUUGCUGGUCCUUGUCGUCCUGCUGGUGCGCAUGGAAAGGGUGUGGGUCAUCCUCAUGCCCCGAAUCCCCAACCCCAGCAAGAACUUUGACGAGCUCUUCAUCACCCACAACGGCAACUUCCAGGAAUGGGCUGGAGUCCCCAAAGACGUCAUGGAGAGCUUCAAGCCCAACUACAGCGAGAACAUCUGCUACGUGAGCGAGCUGCCCCCCAAGGACAUGUAUGAGCCCCUCUGGGAGAACAGCAUACCAUCUGUGAUGCCCGGGGCCCUGGCUGCCCCCUGCAAGCACAGCCCCACCAAGAACAGCCACGCGGGAGUGUGA
Messenger RNA from Nipponia nippon (crested ibis), 1062 nucleotides. RefSeq names its product interleukin 2 receptor subunit gamma (gene IL2RG). The record is from RefSeq and is a predicted model, not a curated record. Gene Ontology annotation, biological process: cytokine-mediated signaling pathway. Gene Ontology annotation, cellular component: membrane; external side of plasma membrane. Gene Ontology annotation, molecular function: protein binding; cytokine receptor activity. NCBI's taxonomy places the organism in Eukaryota, Metazoa, Chordata, Aves, Pelecaniformes, Threskiornithidae.